Messenger RNA from Topomyia yanbarensis, 933 nucleotides. RefSeq lists its product as uncharacterized. NCBI's taxonomy places the organism in Eukaryota, Metazoa, Arthropoda, Insecta, Diptera, Culicidae. The transcript has 3 exons. The record is from RefSeq and is a predicted model, not a curated record. The coding region runs from base 1 to 861 and encodes 286 amino acids.
AUGAAAGUGGUCAGAUUUUUACUGCUCUGCAUGCUUGUCGCAGUAACCUAUGCUAAUCCAGCAGUGGAUAAUGGAGGCCCCGUCAAUCAUGUGGUACCUGCAGCCGCCAGUAAAACGGCUCUCGAGGAAUCGUUUGUAAAGCGCCUAGGGGCGAAAUGUACCCAGAAGGAUAAUAGCUCUUGUGUGAUGCUAAAGUUCGUAAACUACAUGAACCGAUUGCUGAAGAAGACCAGCAUUAGCCUAGGCGAUAGCGUCGAACUGUUGAAGACCAGAUCCGACACCGACCAAUCGGACGAUCCGGAGGAGCUAUCGGUGUUAAACCGGUCCAGCAGUUCUGACGAUCACAAGCUGAGUGUUAUCGUGGCGGAUAAGAUUUGGCGCUUCAUCCAGAGUCGCAGUGUCAAGUGGAAGGCCUUCCGAUCGGCCGACGUAGUGGUGGCUUCCGAUGAGGGUGGUAAGGUAAACUUUGGCCUCUCACUCGACACCAGGAAGCUGGUGGAAGAAGGUCGUGGCCGAAUGAAACACUAUGCUCCCGUCCUGAUGGCGUUUCUGAUGAAAGCUGGUUUGGUGGGGGCGUUCGUUCUGAAGGGAGUAGCACUGCUAGUCGGAAAGGCGCUGCUGGUCAGUAAGUUGGCCCUACUGCUUGCCAGUGUGAUUGGAAUCAAGAAGCUGCUCGCAAAGAAGCAUGUAACGUACGAAGUGGUAGCUCACCCGCCGGAGCCACAUCACCAUCUGGACACGUACAGCUCGGGUUGGGCUCGGACUUUCGACGGUUUCGUGGAAUCAUUUGCCAAAGGAUUGGAAAGCAAUCUGCAGAAGGAUGCUGACGAGAUGGCGUACGCUGGACAGAUGCCGCAGUGACGGACAUGCGGCAGCUGAACUCCUUAUUUCAUAAUCCCCUCUUUCCUCGGUCGAGGGUCGUGUUCACUUUUG